This is a messenger RNA of Mangifera indica (mango), 2620 nucleotides long. Its product is annotated as ciliary rootlet coiled-coil protein 2-like. The coding region runs from base 221 to 2185 and encodes 654 amino acids. The transcript has 18 exons. The record is from RefSeq and is a predicted model, not a curated record. NCBI's taxonomy places the organism in Eukaryota, Viridiplantae, Streptophyta, Magnoliopsida, Sapindales, Anacardiaceae.
AUCAAGGAAUAGGAGACAGAAAAAAAACAACAGAAUUGAGGAAACUCUUCUGUGAAAUUUCCCCACCCUUUCUCUCUCUCGAGUCUUGAAGGAAGCUAAGGUCAUUAGAGGAGGGAGAGCCGUUGGAGAGAGAAACGUCUUUCUCCCUCGUAUUCGAUUUUUACCUUCAGUUUAAUUUUUCCUGCUUACUUCAAUAUAUCUCUUAACCUAUUUUCAAGUGAUGGAUGGAAAUUUAAAUGAGAACGAGUCGCUGAUGGCUCGCAUCCAGCAACUGGAGCAUGAGCGAGAUGAAUUACGCAAGGAUAUUGAACAGUUGUGUAUGCAGCAAGCUGGACCAAGUUACCUAGUUGUGGCUACUCGAAUGCAUUUUCAGAGGACAGCUGGUUUGGAGCAGGAGAUUGAGAACUUGAAAAAGAAGUUAGCUGCUUGCACAAGGGAUAAUCUAAAUCUUCAAGAGGAGCUGUCGGAGGCGUACCGAAUCAAAAGCCAGUUAGCAGAUCUACAUGCUGCAGAGGUCACAAAGAAUGUUGAAGCAGAAAAGCAGCUAAAAUUUUUCCAAGGCUGUGUGGCAGCUGCUUUUGCAGAGAGGGAUAAUUCAAUAAUGGAGGCCGAGAAGGCUAAGGAGAAAGAGGAGCUUAUGUCACUGAAAUUUAAUGAGUUCCAUAAGAGGUUGGAAGAGCUUAACUCAGAUUAUCUUGAACAGAAAAAUCUUAAUGCUACACUACAGGUUGAUUUAGCAAAAGAAGAAGAGCUGAAUGAAACUUUCAAGGAGGUUAUAAAUAAGUUUUAUGAGAUCAGGCAGCAAGCUGUUGAGGGAUUAGAGGAUACAAGUUGGGAUGAUAAAUGUGCAUAUUUGUUGCAGGAUCCUGUGGAAAUGUGGAGUUUCAAUGAUACUUCUACCUCUUCAUACAUAAGUGCAUUGGAAGAUGAGGUGGAGAAGAUGAAGAGAUCCGUAGAGAAUCUUCAAAGUAAAUUACGCAUGGGUCUGGAAAUUGAAAACCAUCUAAAGAAGAGUGUUCGUGAAUUGGAAAAGAAGAUAUUCCAUUCAUACAAAUUCCUUAUCAAUGGGAUUGUAGAAUUACGCCACUUCCAUUCUCAGCUUAGAGUUGAUGUUACGAAUUUGCUUGAUGAGGGAAAAUCCCAUAUUAAAUCAAUGGCUGAUGUGAUCCAAGAAACUAUGCAGCAGUUUGAUGUGGGCAGAGGACAGAAUAUUGGGACUGAUCUGAGAAAUGAAAAAUUAGAGGAAUAUGAGUGUCGAGAUGUACAUAUAAGUACUGAUGCUAAUACCAGUUUAGUAUCUAAGAGGAAUAGCCCUGGUUUAUCUAAUGUUGUAGCUGAAAGAAAGCCUGAUACCUCUGAAACCCUUGCACUGGCUUUGCAAGAGAAGGUUGCAGCAUUAUUGCUUUUGUCGCAACAGGAAGAAAGACAUUUAUUGGAAAAAAAUGUGAAUGUGGCUCUUCAGAAAAAGAUUGAGGAACUUCAGCGAAACUUAUUACAAGUUACCAAUGAAAAGGUAAAAGCUCUCAUGGAGAUGGCACAGUUAAAGCAGGAACUCCAUCUGCUACAAGAGAAAAUCAGUAAUGGAAUGAAAGAAGGAAAACAUUGGGCUGAAAUGGGGGAAAAUAGACUUGUUACCCCUGAAAGAGAUGGAAGGUUAAGGAAUUUGUUGAAGAAAACAUAUCUAAGACGUUGGAUUGGUGCACAAGAUUUCAGUGGACCGGACACUCAAACUCACCUAAAUAAUGCAGGUGACAUGACUGCCAGAAGGUCCAGUAGUAUGGAUUUUGCCAGAAUGAGGAUUGAAAAUGCAACCCUUAAGGAGAGCAUGGAAAGUAUGGAGCAUCUGACCACUUCAAUUCAUAGACUUCGUGUCUCACUUUCCAAGGUCAAAGAAUCAGUUACUUCUGAGGGCACAUUUACUACUGGCAUGUCUGAUUCUCUUGAUGAAAUCAUUACCGACGCAAAACUUGUAAAGACUGCCCUGGGCAGCUCCCUACCUUUAAGUUGGUCAGCUGAUGCAGAUGACGGAUCAAUUGGUGAAACUAUUGGCAGUGCACUAGAUAUAUAUGUGGACUCUUGCAGUGAAAAGAUAGAUUCUGUUUCUGCUGCUGGAUUUGAGAUGGUGGAGUUAGUAAUACUUGCAUCUCAGAUAUUGAAAGACAGUGCAGCCAUAAGGGGUUCAUGAAGCGAGGCUGGUUAGAAGUCACGCUGAUACAGGACUUGCCACGUACUCUGGUUGUUAAUUGUUGGCUCCAGUUGAUACUUGUCCUGGAAGUUAUUGGUACUUUGUAUAUAUGUAGAUAUCCUGUGAUUUAGGACAUGAAAGAAAAUCUACAAGGGCAAGGAGGAAGGAAAUGAAAAUGCAGCUGCACUCCAGGAGACAAUGUCAAAAUAGGCUGAGUGGAAGAUGUUGCAAAAUCAUGUCAUUGUUAAUGAAUGCCCUAACGAUUUGAACGUGGUGUGGUUUCGGGAAUGUUGGCAGCUUCAGUCCUUGAAAUAUAUAAAUGGGUUUAUUUGUCAGUUGCUUGUAUGCUGUACAGUCAUAUCAUGAUUGGAUUAAUAUUUAUUAUUGUUGUGGAAAAGCCUUAGCCAAAGCUUCAGGUUUCAAUAUUUAUUUAAA